UUCGCGCUACCGGUACGGGACAGCGAACGUUGUGUUGGGUGCGUUUGUUUUGAUACGCGACGCUCAUUUCAUGUGCCGAUGCGAUUGUAUUUUAACGCCAACUUUGAAUUUUUUAUUAAUAAAGUAUCUGUGACCACUUUUAUCGAAUACAAAUCCAAAAAACUAAGCGCAAAAACAUUUAAUAAUAAAAGUUUACGUAGUUAAAAAACAAUGGAAAAACAAUAAAAAACAAAAAAACGUGGACAGUUACAAAAAAAAGUAUUUGUGAACUUUUGGAAAACUUCUUCAAUAAUUUGUACAAAAGGAUAACUGCACAAGUGCGAAAAACAAAGUUAUAAUUUGAAAUAUUGCGAGUUGUUGAUAGUUUGACAGUGAAGAAAAAGUGGAAAUUAUACAACUUAUCAAUUUUCAAACAAAAGUUUUUAAAAUGUUCGACUUUUUGUGAAGCUUUUUAUUGAAUUGUUUGUUGUAGUAUGACGUCCGCAAUGUUAAGUGAACGCGGUCUUCGCAGAAAAAUGAAUCAAGAAACGACGUCUAAAAUGCAACAGCAACAGCAGCAGGAAGCGAGCCAGAAUGGUCACACGAGUCAAAAAAGUUCCGGCAACGGUCGAAAAUCGUCGUCAAAAUCGAAAUCGAACAGCAAUAAGUCGAUGGCGCAAUCGGCCGAACAGAACAACAACAUUAAGCGUCCGAAAUUAUCUUGCAACUCUAAAGAGGACAUGUUGGCAACAUACCAACCGUGGGUUAUCCAAACGUACGGCGAUUUGGCAAAGACAAAAACGAUCACUAUCAAAAAGUACGCUCGAAUUUUGCGGACGCUGCGCGGAGAAGAAACCGUGAGCGCGGAUAACAGUAAGUUCCGGUUUUGGGUAAAAGCCAAGGGUUUUCAUGUGGGGAAACCCCUCGGGUACGAUGCCAAGCCGGCUGACGCGAUUGUCGGACGGUACAGCGUUUGCGAUACCGAUGAGGGGAUCGCUGCCGUCGACGAUAAGCUUCCUGGAUCGGCCAAGGACCCGCCGCUCUAUGUUCCAAAUGCUCCGAGCAAGAACUCCACUGCUGAGCCAACAUACAGGAAAGUGGCUAUCGUCGAAAAUUUCUUUGAUAUCAUUUACAAUGUUCACGUCGAAUUGGAAGGAAGGCCGGGGAAGCAUGCAGGACAAAAGAGAACUUAUCGAACAGACUUCUUUUUACGAAUCCUUAUUGUCGAUAUGCUCACCAGAAAAUUUCUCCUCGAAAACAUUGCGUAA
Messenger RNA from Agrilus planipennis (emerald ash borer), 1247 nucleotides. Its product is annotated as nucleolar protein 4. The coding region runs from base 474 to 1247 and encodes 257 amino acids. The transcript has 3 exons. NCBI's taxonomy places the organism in Eukaryota, Metazoa, Arthropoda, Insecta, Coleoptera, Buprestidae. The record is from RefSeq and is a predicted model, not a curated record.